CAUCAUGCGACCGGGCCAGCUGUGACUCACAUGAGCACACUGGCUGUAACACAGACUACUUUUUAAAUGUUUGUUGUGUUCAAGGGGUAAACCGAGCUAAUUGUGAAUUAUGAGCUCUCAGAUUACAUGUGUCGGUUGGGUGAAGCGGGGUGUCGCAAAGGAAACACCGGAUAAGGUUGAACUGAGUCCAGAGGAGCUCCGUCACAUCAUAACCGAGGCAAAAGAAGAACUCGGGAAACAUGAUCCUGAGGAUGAAGAAGAGGAUGACGAGGCCACGACUGCUGAACCGAGUUCUGAUGUUACAGCAGACGCUGCCGGAGUCCCAAAUAACAAGAAGGAAGGAGGACGAGGCGAAGAUGACGAGUUAGCCGAAUACGAAUUAGAAAAAUAUGACGAGGAUACAGACGCAGCUAACCUCGGCGAUAGUCUGGCUGGACUCACAGUGUUCAGCUCCAACGAGGAGGAUCCUUACAUCACCCUCAAAGACACCGACCAGUAUGAGCGGGUGGACUUUCAAAUCAAGCCCAGCGACAAUCUCAUCCUUUCAGGCAAAGCAGAGAAAGACUGCUGCAGUUUGGACGUUUACAUCUAUAACUCUGAAGAGGAUUCGCUGUACGUUCAUCAUCAUAUAUUUCUGCCAGCUUACCCGCUGUGCGUGGAGUGGCUGAACUUUGACCCAAGUCCUGGAGAAGGAACAGGUAACUAUGCUGCUGUGGGCAACAUGACUCCACAGAUCGACGUGUGGGACUUGGAUUUAGUUGACUGUUUAGAGCCACUUUUCUCUCUUGGUAGCAAAAAGGCCUCCAAGAAAAAGAAAACAAAGAGCAAGAAGGCGGCCGCAGAGCCAGUUGAGGGCCACACAGAUGCAGUGCUCGAUUUGUCCUGGAACAAACUCGUCAGUAAUGUCUUGGCAAGUGGAUCAGCAGACGACACUGUGAUUUUGUGGGAUCUGACUCAAGGAAAACCAGCCACAACUCUGCACCGGCACAGUGACAAGGUUCAGACUUUAUCAUUCCACCCGUUUGAGGCUCAGACACUGAUUUCAGGGUCAUUUGACAAGACCGCUGUGCUGUACGACUGUCGUAAUCCAGAUGUUAGCUAUCGAACCUGGAGGUUUAGUGGUCAAGUGGAGCGACUGAUUUGGAACCAUUUUUCACCCUGCAACUUCUUGGCCAGCACCGACGACGGUUUUGUCUACUGUCUGGAUGCACGUUCAGAUAAGCCGGUGUUCACGCUGAAGGCGCAUGAUGAAGAAGUGUCAGGUUUGUCCCUCAGCAGCCAGAUUAAAGGUUGUUUAGUCACUUCAUCAUCAGACAGACAUGUGAAGAUUUGGGACAUUUUGAAUAACAAACCUAGUCUGGUGCAUUCACGUGAUAUGAAGAUGGGUGUGAUGUUCUGCGCUGCCUGUUGCCCUGAUCUUCCCUUCGUCUAUGCGUUCGGCGGACAGAAGGACGGUUUACGUGUUUGGGACAUAAGUGAUGUUGCAGCAGUGGCCGAAGUGUUUGGCGGUCGGCAGCCUCUGAUGGUGAGCACAAGUUCAGAAGUGGCCGGCGCAGCAGAAAUGGACGUGUCCUGAUGAUGCAGCCUGUGCACAUUAAAUAAACUGUCAGCGUCUUCGUCUUGGUGUCUCAGCA
Messenger RNA from Thalassophryne amazonica, 1634 nucleotides. It is a transcript of the gene pwp1, whose product is annotated as PWP1 homolog, endonuclein. The transcript is spliced from 15 exons. NCBI's taxonomy places the organism in Eukaryota, Metazoa, Chordata, Actinopteri, Batrachoidiformes, Batrachoididae. The record is from RefSeq and is a predicted model, not a curated record. Gene Ontology annotation, cellular component: nucleus. Gene Ontology annotation, biological process: rRNA processing. The coding region runs from base 110 to 1576 and encodes 488 amino acids. Gene Ontology annotation, molecular function: protein binding.